AUGUCGGCACCGACGACCCCGCAGAGCAUCGCCCUACCCGCACAAGAUACCGCUUCUCAUCCCUCCCGCCCCUUCUCACCCUCUCCUCCUCGUGAGAAUAUACAUACCGCCUCGCGCCCGCCCUCACUCUUCCUCGGCGCGGCGGUGCCUGCAAGCCCAAGCCUGUCCGAUUCAAGGAGCUUCAACAUCUUUGGUCUGCCUGGAACGCCAGAGGUCUAUCGGGGCGGCUACGACGGUAUGCCUCGACAUGAGAUCGCGGAGGACAUAUUUGGAUUUGGGGGAAGGGAGCAGAGGAGCAGGAAGACGAGCCGAGUGGGGCAGCCGGGAGAGGUGGAUAGGACCACAGUCACUGCGGAGCUGGCAGCUACGAGGGAUAGUCUGACGAUGGUCAGGUCCAUGAGCAGCGGAUCCUUAUCCAGCACGUCGUCGUCAUCGCCACCGCUCGGAUCGGCGUCUAUCCUCGCAACACUUGCCAACAACGCCGAUUCGGACAACGCUUCGCUCCACACAUCGUCGCUCGGCAGACGGUCAGGGCGUACAUCCGGUUUCGCUACUCCUCCGGACCGUUUCGACAUAUCUGGGCCUCGGACACCUCAGAGCGCUCGGCCGUCCCGCGUAUCCAUGCCGAAUCCGUCGGCUCUUUCCAACUCCAAUUCGAUGCCCAGGCUUCAGCAGCCCACGGUCGUACGCUCGACAUCUGGUCGGGUCGUCUCGUUCGUGCCUCCUCCAGGUCGAGCGGUAUCUACCAAGACGUCGAGUCUGGGUCGACCGCACAAAUCCAGGGCCAGCAUGUCACCCCGGUCCUCCUUGACGACGGUCAUGGGGGAAUCGGAGGAGAGCGAGAGGGAGAGGAAAUACCAUUCCUUCAGCGGCGGAGAGGGAAGUCGACCAAGACCCAUGUCGUACCUGAGCGACCUCGGUCCGCCUAUCCACUUUCCGACCGCCAGACCAUCCGUGGGCUCGUACUUCUCGCACGUUGCCCAGUCGGACAAAGCUGCAGCGGACACCACGGCGGAUGACAAGGCAGCGGCUUCCAUGUUGGAGAAGGGCGUAAUCCAGGUGGGCGGAGAAGCGUCGGGGGAAGCGGCUGGCCAUGAUCAGCUCGGCGCGGAUGACACGCUUCCCGGCCUGGACCAUAAUAGCGGCGGGACAUCGGAACGCUCCACGGCGCCUUCCCGAGGGGAGGAGCGAGCGGGCAGUUCAAGAGAGGGUAGCGUUGAGUCAGACACAACGCGCGGCCACAAGCUGUUCUACCGGAACUCGAUCGAGCAGCCGUCUCCGAAGGAAGCUGGUGCGCCGGUCUUUACACCAUUUCAGCCCGUCGAUGACUCGUCCUCUGGACGUAUAUCGCCCAACGCGCAGGACAUCGGAGGCGGCAGCACCGACGGAGCAGCCGGCGGGGAUGAUCUCGGCGCGACAGAUGUAGAUCAGCCAGGAGAAGCGGGUGUGAUUAAGGCGCAGAUGCCGGGAGGCAAGUUGGAGGGGAAAGGUGGCGAGGAGGAAGUCGCGGACGGACCUGUACGUGGGGAUCCUUCUUCUCGCGAAGGAGUUGGAGCGGAAGAGUUUCAGGCUGCGCAGACUGUAGAUAUUCCGAUCGGGGAGAAGCAGCAGUCGACAGAGGAGGAAGUGGAGCCGGUCGAGAAGAGCCAGACAUCUGAGUCCAAGGAAGACGAAGUGGCGAAAUCUUCGGUUGCGUCGGUGGAGGAGAAGCAGGAGUCGGACAGACAGGACAAUGGGACGAUAGAGGACAUGUCCGCGUUAGGGGCGAAGGAGGCACGAGCAGUGCAAUCGUCAGACGUGCCGGUCGGAUCAGCAGUAAUCCCGGUAUCGAAGACUGAAACUACCGUCCGUGUUCAGCCGGCGUCGGCACGAUCCGCUGUUCUCGUCUCAGCACAGCCGCGCGUACACAGUAUGGUCGGCAGUAUCGGCGAAUCCCCAGCGGAGCCAGCGGCGGACAGACUUCUGUCUCCCCUCGCAGUCGAUCAGACCUCAACCGACGAUCGGGACUCGCAUCAUGAUGACGCGACGGAAACCGAGCCCGAACCAUCCGCUGUCCCGUCUCCUGCACCGCAUCCGAGCGCCGCUACGGGUGCCGAUCGUCCCGUCCCAUUAGAAGAUGCGUCGGUCUCUGCGGAAGAUGGGGACCAGGAAGCCAAGGUUGUCGAGACGGCGGCGGUCGAGAGAGAGGAGGCGGAUGCUGCGGGGUCCGAGCUAGAAUUGACGGGGAUUGCGGAGAGCAAACCCCGAUCCAGCUUGGACACUGUUCUCAACGAGAUUACCGACGAUGAGGUCGAGGCCGCGCAGAUUCCUUCUGAGCUUAUCAGUAACCCCGCGGAUGCGCAGCCAUCGGACGGAACAGUCUACAUCCCUCCCUACGCGCCCCGCAAAUCCGCUCCCGGCCAGACCUAUCGUUUGACUACUGCGUCAUCCCCUCCUCCCGCAGACGAAGACAAGUUCGCCGUCACCCUCCUCGCUGGGAUCGCUCGCCAAUCCCGAUCGGAUCCGCUCUCGCUGACCAUCCCGCACGUCGAGCUCUACCUCGCCUGGAGCGAGCCUCGGAGCUGGCUCUGGGUCCCCGCUAGAAAGUAUAUACCUAGCUUCAACCUGCAUUUGGUGCCGAGUGGGAAGGAGGUGGUACUGCGGGAUCAAGCGAGCGAGGACCGGGCGUUUGAAGCUGAGAUGCGGCGGGGUAUAGUUCGAGGGAUUGUAAAAGGAGUGGUUAGUCGCUUGCCGGUGGUGUGGCGGCUUGCGGAUUGGGUCUAG
Messenger RNA from Dioszegia hungarica, 2763 nucleotides. RefSeq lists its product as uncharacterized. The transcript is spliced from 4 exons. The record is from RefSeq and is a predicted model, not a curated record. Bases 1 to 2763 code for a protein of 920 amino acids. Lineage: Eukaryota; Fungi; Basidiomycota; Tremellomycetes; Tremellales; Bulleribasidiaceae.